CGUAAUGCUAGCCACCGAGCCUGCCACAACAUCCACAACAUCCUCACUUGUUUGUGUGAAGAUGCGCUGGUGGUUCGUGAUCGUGUGAGGCGUAUGUCGCGGGCAGUCUCAGCGCCAUCGAACCACCGUGAGCGCCCGUGACCGUGAUUCGCCAGUGGACAUGCUCGAACACCGCUGAAACCACCCACGCCUCGUCGUCGUCCGAUUGCGACGCGCCCAGCAGAGCCUCUUAAUGCUCGAGCUGCCCGUCUGCGUAAUGCCAUGCAUUUUCUGUUUUCCCGCUGUUGCUGCCGUUUCCUCUCAUCUUCGUUUCUUCACUAUACCUAAUAAUUGCACCUGUCGUAGUUCAUCGAGAGCACGCCGGACGGCUCCGCUGUACUCGGCUUCCAUUCUUUAAUCAAGUCUAUCAUACUAUAUCGAGCCGCAGGACGACGCACAUAUUCACUCCGUAAACCGCCAUUAUGCCGACCAAACUGAUGCUGGCCUUCGUUGGAUUCGACUUCCUCUUCGCUGGAUGUGGAGGACUACUCUUGGGGUUUUCGUUGAUGUCGGAGGCAGCAAUGCGGGAAGAGCAGACGGUGAAGAACGUCACGCAAAAUCUACUACUUGGCCAGUGUCCGUUGACAGCUGGUGUCGUCAAUGCCAUCUUCGUCUUCGCUACUUUCCUACUCUCCCUUCCGGCUCUUUUCCUACCUACCAACCGAGGCUGGCUCCGCACACAGGGCUGGCUUGUGGUCAUUUGUGCAACCUUCACACUGAGUCUGGGUAUUGCUAUCUGGGUUGAGACACUGCAGACACGCCAGAACUUGAGCGUACUUUGGGGCCGUGAGCCACCGCAGAUCCAGUCCCUGUUACAGCAGAAAUUCGACUGCUGCGGAUAUGUCAACGCCACAACACCUCCUUUCGUCCAGGACACUACUUGCACGAACGCUCUCGUUGCAGCACAAAAAGGUGGAUGCAUUGGCCCCUUCUCACGAUUCACCAACACGUAUCUUGAUCAAAUUUUUACCGCUGCCUUUGGUAUCGUAGGCGUUGACUUCAUCCUUGUCCUUUGCGUCGCUAUGGUGCUAAAGUACAGGAUGGAACAGGAGCGUUACAGGCACAUCGACGAGAAGAACGGCAUGGGAGGCUUCUAAAGACUGCAAGCAGGCAUCGAGUGUUGUGGGACAUCGGGUAGGAAGGGCUGGCGAGGUUUGUGGGUUUUGGAGGAGAUGAGAUAAGAGGCUGAUUGACAUAUACCCAAUUCUGAACGUCUCUUUCUUUCCCUCACAUUUCUGGUAUAGGUAUGCAAUAAUGACAGGACACAGCGGUGCUGAUAGUCCACCUCUCUUUCAAUGUAUAUUUAAGUCGCGUAUCAUCAAACACAUAGAACACUAUAUCAGACAGAACUUUUGAAAACCACGUCACUUAAACUCGUGUUGAUGAAGCUGACAGCUACACCUACAGCUAUCUAAUGCUUGUCUGAGUAGGUCGACAUGCUGUCGCCGCUUCCAAAUGCAACAUCCAAGCCUCCCAAGCAG
Molecule: messenger RNA, 1520 nt
Organism: Boeremia exigua
Lineage: Eukaryota; Fungi; Ascomycota; Dothideomycetes; Pleosporales; Didymellaceae
Product: tetraspanin
Exons: 2
Coding region: 462-1136 (224 amino acids)
Source: RefSeq, a predicted model, not a curated record